Messenger RNA from Penicillium odoratum, 1389 nucleotides. RefSeq lists its product as uncharacterized. The coding region runs from base 1 to 1389 and encodes 462 amino acids. The transcript has 3 exons. Lineage: Eukaryota; Fungi; Ascomycota; Eurotiomycetes; Eurotiales; Aspergillaceae. The record is from RefSeq and is a predicted model, not a curated record.
AUGGAAUAUCUCAACCAGAUGAAGAACCGCCGGCGCUCGUCGCAGAUCUUGCAAGCACCGAACCCUGUUUUGACAGAUGAGGAGGAAGCCUUCUUGCGACAAGUAACGUCGGAAACUGGGUCCAGUUCUGCGGCAAAAAUGUCAUCACCAGUGUCUGAGGCUCUUCCGGGGAGUUCCCAACAGCCUGUUUUGAACGAGGAUGCGGAACAUAUUCCUCUUCCUUCUUCGCCAGUCGAAGAAUUCGGGAAGGAGCUGGGAGAGCAAGGGCGAAGAGCCAGCCAGAUUUCAGGUGGUUCUACGACCAAAGAGCUAGAAUCUGCAAAGCCAGAGUCUACAGCCCCCGAGAAGAAAAAGAGAAGAUGGAGUACCAUGUUCUGGAAAAAGGACGGAGACUCCAAGAAAGACAAGGAUAAAGAUUCGAAGGGAGACUUUUCACAGCCUCAAACCCCCGUUCCGCCAUCGACAGUAACGCCGACGACAGAUAAUGGAAACGAGGCUCAGAAGGACCAAGAAGACAUGACAGAUAUCCUGGAGCGAUUGAAUCUGGCUGCGGAUAACAAUCGCGUCUUCUCCAUCGGCGACGACACACAGGAACUUCUUCGGAAAUUCAAAUUGAUCUUCAAGGAUCUGAUCAACGGUGUUCCCACAGCCUACCACGACCUAGAGAUGCUUUUGACGAACGGCAAUCGCCAAUUGCAAGACACAUAUACCAAGCUCCCUGGCUUCCUUCAGAAGCUGAUCGAGAAGCUUCCGGAGAAGUGGACCGAGACUCUGGCUCCAGAGAUGCUCGCAGUGGCAAGUGAACGGGCCACUCAGAGUGGAGUCAACAUGGAGAAUGUCGGCAAGGCUGCCGCGGCUGCCGAAAAGAUGGGUGUCAAUAUACCCAGUCUGAAGGAGCUAGUUUCGAAGCCUGCUGCGAUCGUGGGAAUGUUGAGAUCGAUCAUGGCAUUUUUGAGAGCACGUUUCCCUGCUGUGUUGGGCAUGAACGUGCUCUGGUCACUGGCCUUAUUCAUUCUCCUCUUUGUUCUAUGGUACUGCCAUAAACGUGGCCGUGAGGUCCGUCUUGAGAAUGAACGAUUGGUCACGGAGGAAGAGAUCAAUAAGCUGAAUGAGAACUCCUCCGAGGGCAAGAUACGUCCCACUGAGACAUUCACGACCACAGCACCUCAAGGGGCUUCGGUCGAGGAAAUUCGAGAAGGUGUGAGGAAAGUGGAACAAGCCCGGGCAUCCUCGGCGUUGGAAGCUACAACUUCAGAGUCGCAGAUUUCAAGGGAUAAGACCACUCCUUCCUUCGCGGCCCCUACUCGAACUAAGUCGCGUCUGUCUAUCUUUGGCCGGGCAAAGACUGAGCCGGGUCCCUCUAAUAUUGCCCCUUACCCUGGGACUUGA